Molecule: messenger RNA, 1609 nt
Organism: Lolium rigidum
Lineage: Eukaryota; Viridiplantae; Streptophyta; Magnoliopsida; Poales; Poaceae
Exons: 3
Coding region: 60-1274 (404 amino acids)
Source: RefSeq, a predicted model, not a curated record
CCCUAGCCUCGGAAUUCACCACACCUUGCUGAACCCCGAUUCACUGAGCGGCGCCGGAGAUGGAGCUGAUCGAGAGCGGGCUGGCGGAGAUGGAGAUCUACUUGGGCGGCGAGUCCAGCGCAAAGACGAGGUCGACGAAGAAGAACAUCACAAAGCCGCGGCGAUUUGGCCUGACGCGCACCGGGAUGCCCAAGACAGAUCGGCUCCCACCUCAGAUCCGGAAGACGGAUGAGCACAGAGGGGAGGUGCAGGAGCUGGCUCCUCCUACAGAGGAGAAGCGGGCGGUGGAGCCGGCUCCUCCUACAGAGGAGCAGGAGGAGGAUGACGCAGCUCCUCCUACAGAGGAGCAAGAGGUUGAGGACUACCGCAAAUUCUGGGAGAGGUGUUUCGGCCGCCGCCACGGUUCCUACGACGCCGAAACUUCUCUUGCUCCCAUGUACUGUGCAACAGGAACCAUCCCACCAGAUGCUCUCCCGGAUAGUUCCUUGCAGUUCUUCUCCAUCAAAGUCACCGACCUAUCUGGUCUGAGCUGGCCACUUCAGGUUCAUGGCUUUGUUGCUGCCAGGGACUCAGUAGAUCGUAGGCGCAACUAUCUCCUCAGAUGCUCCAGGGAUAACUGCCAAACACUCACUGAAAAGGAUCCAUUCUUGCGUUUAACGGGCCCGUCUCGCGCGGUUCUGAUGAUUGACCCAGUUGCGAUAGAGGUUCAACUAAAAGUAAAGACUACAGAAGAGUCUGAAGAUGAUGAAGUCUUGGCUCUCGCUUGUUUUAAGUUCCGUGAAACUUAUCCUUUGAUAGAUGGGCUCCGUGCAUGUAUCCCCCGCCAGCGCUGCAUGCUUGAGUUUGCUUUGGCGGUGCUGGGUAGUUCGGUGGAGACUACCGUGGGUGUCCGACUCGUCGAUGGGUCGUGGCCGGAUCAGUGUGCAGGGCUGAUUGUUUGCAACACCGACAAAGUAAAAGAAGGGAGGAUGGUGCUGCUUGAUUUUAAGGAUGGAAAGCUGCCAACCAAGUCAGAUGGUACAGUUGAGCUCUCAAGGCGUAUUGUUUCUGUCAGCUACCCAGCGGGGAAACUGUUUGUUUCUGUGGAGGCCUCUCGGUACGGGUUUUCUGCACAGGAUACAGUCAACUUCGGGAUGAAACGGUCGGGCACAAGUACUUGCACAUGUGAUCUCGUUUUCUGCAAGAUGGAAGUGACUGUUACUUGGGGAAACUCAAUUUGGAUCCCGGGUCCAAAUGCUCUCGCUAGUUCGACCAAUCAUUUGUGUCCAGGUUGAUGGCCCUUCUCGUAUAUCCUCAUGUAUAUGGAUCUGAUUGCCGUUCAUGAUGAUAGUAGAUCUGCCGUUUGCGAUGUGUGCCUGAUAGUAGAACUUCGGGAUGAAACUGUCGGGCACAAGUACUUGCACAUGUGAUCUCGUUUUCUGCAAGAUGGAAGUGACUUUUACUUGGUCUCUUGUUUCUAUCUAUCGGUAAUAAUGUUUGGAGGCGUCCGGACCUUGUUCUACCUGCCUAACUAUGUAGUUCGCUCAGAUGUGGUGUUAGGCUGCUUACCUAAUGAGCAUAUUAGCUAUUGCUACUGAACUUUGCUUAAUGUUAUGCCUUGUUUGUGGAA